UUCACUCUGAGCUACCACAAGAUCUUGUUAUAUAUUUCCCUGUGCUAUACAGUAUGAUCUUGUUUAUCUAUUCUACAUUUUGAAAUCCCUGUCUGUCCUUUAAGUCUUGGCUUUUACUCUGAUAAGACAGGGAGCCAUUCUAGGGUUCUGAGCAGGGGAGUGACAUGGUCUGACCUGGCAUUUGGGUUGGGAUGAGACUUUAGCCAACAAAGGUAGAAGCAGAGACCACUUAGGGGGACAGAGAUGAUGAGGCUCAGACCAGGGUGAUCGGCUGUAGUAGGAGGUGAGAAGUGAUCGGAUUCUUAUAUCUCCAAGGUAGAGCCAAUAGGAUGUGGGUGUGAGAGAGGAGGUGAGAAUGCUGGCCAGGAUAUCCAGGUGGUGGCCUGGGUCACACUGGAAGGAGGGAGUUGACAUGGAGGCACAGGUUGGGGAGCAAGGGGAGGAGUAUGCUGGGCAAGGGUGAGUGCAUGCAUAGUAUUUAGAGUUUUACCUCCAUCUAUGUAUCAGUGCUUACUUGCCUCUGGGCCUUUGCAUACGCUGGUAUCUUUGCCUGAACUGCUUUUCCUGCCCUGAUGGAAGAACUCCAACUGGCUUCUCAAGAAUCCCUCCUGUGAAUCUCCCUUCAUUUCUCCCUCUCCCCAGUCUACCCCUCUCUCUGCCUUGUGCACAUGCAGGACCUCAGGCAUAUCUCACAGCCUUUAUCAUAUUGUGCCCCAGAAGGUCAGACCAAGUGCCAUCAAAACGCAUGUUUAUCAGAUGCCUCACACUUCAGAGUGUCCUCCACAUAGUAGGUACUCAACAAGAGACUGACUGGGGGCCUGCUUUCAGCCCUGUCUCUGUUAUUUACAGGUUCUGCAAUAUUGAGCCACUUUCUUUGCGUCCAUAAGCCUCAGUUUCUGCAUCUGUCAAAUGGGUGUAGUCUUUCUCCCCACAGAGGCAGCUGGGAGGAUCUUUGCAUGACUUUGAAGUCUGUAGACAGAAGAAAACAGUGGUUAGCGCGCCCUCUGCUGGAAAAUGGCAGACUCCGCAACCACUCCUCCCGCUCACCCUGCUUUGUGCGGGAGGAAGGUAGAAGUCAGAGAGAGGUGGGAGGGGAGUGGGAACACUAACAAUGCGCCCUACGCACGUGUCCCCACUUAGUCCUCACCGCGGCUCUGUGGAAGAGGUUAGAGUAGACCCAUUUUACCGACACCUACUUGUCCCAGAGCUUCUUACUCAUUGUCACUCCCCUCCUCCUCCAUUCCCCUUCUUAAGGAAAGAAAUGGGGGAAAGGAGAGGAAAGGAAUGGUGGGGAGACAGAGAAGCCUCUGAAGAAGGGCUAAGGACCAGAUCCAUCUACAAUGGGGCUGGGGCUGCCUGGGGCUGCCUGGGGCUGCGUCAGCCCCCAGCUCAGUUUGGGGAGACCUUGGUCAGUCCUUGCCACUCCUCGGGCUCAGUUUCCUCGCCUGUGAAUUAGGCAGGAUAACCCCUCCCCUGCACCCCUCCCUGGGCUGCAGGGCUGAGGCAAGACCGACAUUGUGUGAAAGCAUCGCGCGUGCUACGAUGGCCACCAGAGGGGCGCGAGGGGCUCCUGAUGGAGAUCUAUUCCCGCCGCGGGCCGGCGGGGGCUCCGGAAAGGGCAGGCUGAGGCCCCUCUGGGCCCUGGUCUCCUUUUCUGGAAGGAGCACUCUUCUCUUCCCUUCUCUGAGCCUGUAUAAGAUGAUAAUAGUGGUUCCCUCGAGGGUCUUGCCCUGUUAAUAAUUACAGAUUACAAAGCAUUCUCCCCUCCAUCAUGUCACUUCCCUCACAACCCCUGGGAGGUGGCCUGAUUCCACCUUCAGUCCACCAAUGACAAAAGUCAAGAGCAAAGCAGAGCCACCAACCCACGUUCACCAGGGAAGCCGACCUGGAUGCCACGCAGGGCCUCUGAGCCCUUUUCUGACCCCUCAGCAGCCUCCUAGUGGGAAGAUCCCCUGGGCUGUUACGGGAGACCUCCUCUGCAAACUGUUAAGUGCUGGGUCUUCACCAGAGGGCUGGUGAAGGAGAAGUGCUUCAUGACAAAACCCCAAAGCACUGUGUGCAGCAACACCAGGCAGAGGGUGUGAGCACAGGUGUGGUGUUGGGAACCAGCACAGCUUGUGUUGGGGAGGAGGGAGAGGGUGACGAUGAUGAACAGGAAAAUCCCCAAACCUACAGAGUCAGGAUGUGAAACGAAGCCUUUUAAUCCACAGCAGCAAUUCAACCCUGUACAAAUGACAAGUUAACGUUUUCUUUUAGACAUACUGUUGACCCUCGUUUUCCUAUAAUCCUGUAAGGGAAUCUGGUUUUUCCUAUCAGCCUGUCCCUAGGACUGAAAUUCCAUCUUUAAAGUGUCAUCCUUAGGAUUAAGGCAUUUUCCUGGGUUAGGAGGCAAGGAAAUUGCUGACAACCACUCACACCCUACAGCGACAUAACCGCACCAGAGUUUCACAGCCAUCUUGUGGCCAGCAGGCCUGGGUGGGACACAGAGUAUGAGAAGGGAGAGAGACCCAGGGAGGCCAGGCCUGGGGAGGCCCUGGUUCUCUGAGUUGCUGGUAUUGUUCCCAUCGUACAGAAGAGGAAAACUGAGGCACAGAGAGGUAACUUGGUCAAGAUCACACUGCCCCAUAGUACAGGAGCCAGAACCCAAGCCCAGGCUGUCUGGCCACCAGAGCCCACACUUUAAACCCUUGUGCUACAGUUAGGCAAUAUCACCAAGUGGCGAUACUGUAGACCCAUGGACAGCUUCUGGGUUCAAAUCCCAGCUGCUCUGCCAUUUCUAGCUUGUGACCUUGGGCAACUUACUUGUCUGUGUCUUCAUUGGUAAAGUCGGGAUAGUACCUACUUCCUGGGUUUCCUUAAAUGAGUUAAAACCUGUCACAUACUUAGAACUGCAUAUGUGCAGCCACCAUCCAGUCAAUAGGAGCUGUUCUUCCUGAACCCCAGAUGGACACAUGACCUCGAAGAAUCUAAACUUCAGGAUUAUCAAAUGCCAGCCCGAAGGAUCCUGGAACCCUCCAGCGGCAUCCUGAUGUCUUUGGGCUGCAGCCCUGUACCUUGCUUCCCCUGGCUGGAAGGUGUGGGGCGCCUGUCCACUCAGCUCGGCCCCACACAGGCAAAUGAGGUGAUGUCAAAGCCUUGGCUGGGGCCCAGCCCCUGGAACCUCCCCCUCCCUCCCUCCCUCCCUCCCUCAAUUUUCCCUCACUCAGACUCUCAGAAGCUCCCAGAGAGAAGGCCCCGAUUUGCAGUGAUCCUGGAGCGUCAUUCCUGCAGUGUGAGUGAGUGUGUGUCGGUGUCUGGCUGGUUCACCUAGUGCCCCUCUGUGGUGGUGCCGCAGCCAUGGCUGAUGAGAAGACCUUCCGCAUCGGCUUCAUCGUGCUGGGGCUCUUCCUGCUGGCCCUUGGCACGUUCCUCAUGAGCCAUGACCGGCCCCAGGUCUACGGCACCUUCUACGCCAUGGGCAGCAUCAUGGUGAUUGGGGGCGUCAUCUGGAACAUGUGCCAGUGCUACCCCAAGAUCACCUUCAUACCUGCCGACUCUGACUUCCAUGACAUCCUGUCCCCGAAGGCGCUGGGCCUGCUGGAGAACAGGCUCGCCGCUGAGAAGAGCCCCCAGCCCCCUUACGUCAGGCUGUGGGAGGAAGCCGCCUAUGACCAGAGCCUGCCCGACUUCAGCCACAUCCAGAUGAAGGUCAUGGGCUACAGUGAGGACCCCCGCCCGCUACUGGCCCCUGAGCAGGGACAGUCACAGCUGGGAGCCAGUGAUGGAAGAGAAGGCGGCCCUCACGACCCUCAGGCCUGGUUGGAAGCCGCUGUGGUCAUCCACAGGGGCUCGGACCAGGACGGGGCAGAAGGAAACCUGAGUCAAGACAGGCCCAGCCCCCCGACCUGUCCCCAGGGCCCUGCACCUCUUGCUUCCUUCCAAGAUGACCUGGAUGUGGGUUCCAGUGAGGGCAGCAGCCCCAUCCUGGCUCUACCAGAGGAGACAGAGCCUCAGCCCCCGCCCCCGGAGCCCGGGACCUGCAGACGCCGGCUGGACCACUUCCAUGACUUUGCCCUGAUUGAUGCCCCCACAUCGGAGGACGUGCCGCCAGAGAAGCAGCAGCAGCAGGCAGCCGUGCCCAGCUCCCGGCAGCGGUCUCCAAGGACAAAGAAGCAGGAGGAGGAGUCUUUGAACAGAGGUGCCGAGGAGUGGGAGCAGGAAGAGGAAGACUUGUACUAUGGGCUUCCGGACAGCCCUGGGGAUCCCCUUCCAGACAAGGAACUGGGCUUUGAGCUCGACACCCAGGGCUGAGAUGGAAUGCUCCCUGGGUGCUAGCCUGGCACCACUGCUAACCCCGUGUGAUCUCACGGGGCCUUGAUUUCCCUAUCUGCAAAAUGGGUUUAGAUGGAGGUUCAUAGGAGACAGCGGACCUGAGAGCAUUUUGAGAACUGCACAGAAAUGCACAGGGAGGGGAUGGUUAUAUCAAUGGGCCAUUGCUGUUCGGAUUUUUUUUUUUGGUUAAAGCUUUGAAGGUAAAAUAGGAUUCAUUGAAAAGAUCUGCAGCAGCCAGAGCCCUCAAGAGCCUUUUCUGCCUUUCUCCAAAGCUGGCCUCUGAACAGGAACCCUCCUUGGUGCUACCCCCUGGGUCCCUGACUCUCUGUGAAGGCCUCUCAGGGUUCCCGUUCCUGGAGAGUCUUUUAGUCCACCCAGUGGAUGGCAUGAUCCGUCUUCACUCAGCUAGCAUCUCUGGCCCGCAUCCUUCCUGUGGCUCCUGCUGCUCUGGGAUCCCAAACCUUCUAUGACUGACCAUUGCUGACCUCCCAACUUUCUCCCUGGUCAGCCCCACCCAACUCUCACCCUGCUGCCCUGCCCUUGCCAAACUGUCUCCUCCGCCAGGAUGCCCUUGGUCCCCUGUCUGCCUGGCAAAUUCAGGCUCAUCCUUCAAACCCCUGCAUAGACGUCCCUCCUCUGAAAGCUUUUCCUGAUGUCACCGCCUCUGGUCCUGGCUCCUGUGUGCCACCUGUGGGUCUGGUCCUACACGUUUAUUGUGGAGCGUGGUGGCCUGCUCAAGGCCUGCUCCUUUGCUUUACUAACCCCUGUAUCUCCCGUGCUGGGUCAGUGGCCACUGAGGGUGUACAGAAGUGACCAGAACCCAGGAGCCUUUUGCAGGGAAUACCCGCUCCCCUGACUCUCAAACUCCUGACACCUAAUUUGGUUCAGUGGCAUUUACUGAGCAUCUACUGUGCGCCAGACACUAAGCCGGGAUCUUUAGGGGAAAGAAAUGUGAACUCAUGACAGUUCUUGCCCUCAAAGGGCUCACAAUCCACUAAGCCUAGUGUCUCAUAAGUUAGGCACAGAGUGCAGAGCAGAAGCCUAGGAGGGAGCAGAGGAGUUAAAAGCUGACACACCAGAGGCAGUGGAGUGGCCCCUACACAACUGUCUCGGGCCAUCGAGCACAGGGACUCAUAGCUCUGGCUGCCUGAGCAGCCCCUGAAGGCAUCACCAUACGGCAGCAUUACAGAGGGACGCUUUUCUCAGGCUGAUCUCUGCACAGCCCCUCUGGGCCCCAGCACAGGCACGGUAGCACUGCCUCACCCCAGGUCCCCACGUUCAGAGCUUGCACCCUGGGCCUUCUGCAAGGGCUGACCUUCACCUGGGCUGGGCCUCUGGGUCGGGGUUGGAGUUGCAGCCGAGGGAAGGGCAAGCCCCUGGCACCCCCUCCCCCUUCUUUCUGGGUUAUUGCUACCUCCCGUAGGAAAGCCUCUGCUGUAGCAGGUGUUCCUGCUCCAGGCCUGAGUCGUGGAGUCAUGGACAGGGUGAGGUGCAGCUUGGUCCUGGGCUCUGCUCCCUCGCACAUGGGAGGGGUGACCUGCAUCAGAAUGAGCACCAGUGGGAAAGGCGCAAAUAAAACGUUUUCAAUGUUCA
Molecule: messenger RNA, 5904 nt
Organism: Vicugna pacos (alpaca)
Lineage: Eukaryota; Metazoa; Chordata; Mammalia; Artiodactyla; Camelidae
Source: RefSeq, a predicted model, not a curated record